This is a messenger RNA of Exophiala spinifera, 1632 nucleotides long. RefSeq lists its product as uncharacterized. The record is from RefSeq and is a predicted model, not a curated record. Bases 1 to 1632 code for a protein of 543 amino acids. NCBI's taxonomy places the organism in Eukaryota, Fungi, Ascomycota, Eurotiomycetes, Chaetothyriales, Herpotrichiellaceae. The transcript has a single exon.
AUGCAUUUGGAACGAGGCCGGGGCCUUCAAUCAGACAAGCUGGGCGGCAUAGACCUUUUGAAAAACCUUACGAUCCGUGCUGAAGCCCUCCUGACUGAAUUCAAAGCUUUUCAAGCACAUCUUGAGUCUCAGCAGAAGCAGCAUGACGUUGAAUUCAGAAUCUUCAGACGUGGUGUUGAGUCUGAGGUAAAGAGCCUGACCAAGAUCACCCAGCGAAUCUCCGUCAGCAACAACACUGUCGAUGCUUCCGACUCCGAAGUGGGCGAACCCACCCAAUUACAUGCUCUACGGAGCUCCAAUCUGUCAUUUUAUGAAGCAGUUUGGGGGGUUGCAAAGACGAGCCAUGCGAUAAGCGCUCUAGGAAAGAGGGUUUACGUUGAUCGUCAGCCUUCCAGUAUCAAUGAGGCACAGGAAAGUUUGAAAGGAAAGUCGCUGCCAUCAACACGCAAAGAUAUCCUUGUUGAUAUUGUCACUGAGAAUGGACUCGAGUGGACUAAAGUCUCUACCAUAAGUGAAAAAAGACUACUGUUCGAGAUGGCAAAAGAAGGAUGGGAGAGUUAUGGGGAUUUCAGCAAUGACAGCGAUACAGACGACAACGAGCUACCACCCCGUCGAAAACCCAGUAAACUGGAGCUUGUUCGCCUUGCUGAAGACCUUCAAGCUGCGUCACAAUCUGUACGAGUCCAUUUCCAGCAUCCGCGUGUCCGCUUUGUUUUACCGAACAUCAAAGAAGGGGCAUACCCCGACAUCGAUGCAUUCCUGGCGGAUAUCAGGGCAACAGGUGUGAGCAUACAAUGUGGAGUGUUGUCGAAAGAUGUUCAUCAAGAACGGGGAAGGCCUGACUUCGACAGGAUGACCCCGGCACUUGCACCAGUCCCUUUAACACCAACCAUCAAUAUUGACUGUACAAUACUCUUGGCCUUGAUCUCUGACAUAUCCCAUCUCCGGCGUCACGAUAUGUCACCAGGCUGCAAUCCCACUUCCGCAACUUUUCAUAAAGCUAUUCAACGGCAGAUUCAAUCAGAGGAGACCCAUCCACUGCUGCCGGAAGAGGUCUACCCUUGCCUAUUGAAUCGGAGCCUUCAUUGUACCUCUGACGCUGCACGACGAAUGCGUGAAAUCGUCCAGACUAUGGGUACUGCGACUGAGCAGCUCCGCGCCGACAUCAUUCUAGGAGAAAGAUCGUUCGAUAAUCGGUCAGCUGCAGAGUUACGACUCGCGCUUAGUGAGCAGUCUAGACACGCUGUAUCAGAGAACCUCAGAUUGCCGAUCAGUAUAGUCGACUUCAGUUCCACAGACUACUUAUCGAUCAUUUCGAGUGAGGGGCCGAAGACUACUCGACAUAACAGGUUUCCUUCCUCGAUCGCUGCUCGAGCAGCGUCUAAACUCCACCUUACAGAUAUCAAUACCUCGGUAUUCAUGUAUGGUUGGGCACAUGAAAUUGUCACGAUUACGAGCAAUCGAGUUGUUGCGAGUGCACUUCUGGCUUCAAUAAAUGACAUGCUUGAUGAAGGAGAGCGACACUGCUGGAACCCGAACGAGGGUAACGAAGACUUUAUAGGCCCGCAUAUCUAUGUGUGUGAGACGGCGCGGAGUUUGGUCGGAAAGGCAAAGGGUAAAGCAAGAGAAUAA